This is a messenger RNA of Linum trigynum, 954 nucleotides long. Lineage: Eukaryota; Viridiplantae; Streptophyta; Magnoliopsida; Malpighiales; Linaceae. The record is from the annotation of a GenBank genome assembly.
AUGGAUAAGGCCAGUUGGGUUCGACUUUGGGAGGCGAAUAUUCCGCCAAAGCUCAAAGUAUUUGUUUGGCAGUUAUUUCAUCGGAUCCUGCCCACUACGGAGGCCUUGCGGGAGAAGGAGGUUCCGGUGCUCCCUCGAUGCCCGGUCUGCUGGGCGGAAUCAGAAACAAUGGAGCAUUUGUUUUUGGACUGCCCGGUGGCGCGAACUUUGUGGGAGUAUUCGGGUUUGGAUUUCCUGGGAGAAGGGUUGCCGCGCCAUACUUUCCCGCUGUUUCUCAAAAAAUUACUCUCGCGGGUGAGUGACCCUUCUAUGCUCAUGGCGGUGGUAGCUAUCCUCUGGAGGAUUUGGCGUUCCAGAAAUUGGGUUGUUUUCGAAGGAAAGCAGUUUGGGAUCCCAGUCCUCCUCCGUCAAUUCCAGCAACAAUAUGAGGAGUGGAUCCACCUGCCUGUUGAGCCAAAUCCCCGGACUUCGCUUUCUGGUCCCCGGGCUCCGAGGUCUGUUCUGGCUGGCUUGGUUGUGUGUUUGUGGGAUGGGGCUACUAGUCGAGGGUCGCAUUCGGCUGGUGGGUUUGUAAUCUUGGAUUCGGCUAGGGGGGUUCUCUUUGUACAAGGAACCCGAUUCCCGGGUGUGGAUGACCCUGCCGUGGUGGAGUUACUGACUCCCAGGGAGGCUUUGUUGGGAUGUAUAGGCCACGGGUUUGCGGAGGUGAGGUUUGAAGGCGACGCUAAGAUUGUCAUUGACAAAAUCAAUCAGAAGGAUUCCAGGGAUAAUCGAAUGGGCGCUGUUCUUGAAGAAGUUAUUCAUUAUUUUGCUGCUCAUCCUGGGUUUUCGGUUAGAUUUGUAGGUCGGAGUAAUAAUAGGGUAGCCCAUAUGGUGGCUCGAAAAGCCCUCGCUUUGUAUCCGACUACGAGUCGUUUCUUUGAUUUUCAGGCCUGGCUAAAUUUCAGGAUGUAA